AUGGCAUCGUUUUUGCGGACAAGUGUUUUAGCACGAUAUUUGAAGAGACCAUUCUUACAAAAUAAACGUAAUUCAGGAUAUGUUGUAUUAAUUCCAGAAAUAGGUGAAGAUUCCGACAAGAAUGUUCUACUAACUGAUAAUGGUUUGCCAGAGUUUAAUGAUGUUACCAUUGAAAAAUGCAUUGCAGCAAUUAGCAAGCUCAGCUUAGAAUAUGAAACUGGAGUAAAACAAAUAGAAGAUUCCUGUGCUGACUGCAAAAAUGCUUUUGUUGAAAUAUUUCAACCGCUAGAAAAGAUAGAUAACCAUUUAGAAUUAACAUGGGGUGUCGCAAAAACAUUAUAUUUAGGGAAUAGUUCACUAAUGCCGACAGCUUCAUACAUUCAAAUUCACCAAAGAGCACACAGAGCAAGGUCAUGUAAAUUUAAUAGUAUCCUUAUAUAUAAUGCUGCUAUAAAUGAAAAGAAUCGCCUAAAAAAAUUAACAGAUGAAGAACAAAGACUUUUAGAUAAAUACAUUCUUGAAGGUAAACUCAAUGGACUUGACAUUAAAGGAUUGAAACGUGAACAAUUAGAUAACAUUCUAAACUUAUUACAAAAAGAAAGGCAAUUGCUGAGAGAUAAAGUGAAUAUGGCUACAAACAUGUUUAGUAGUUUUAUCAAUGACGAGCAGUUAGCUAAAGAACUUCCAGAGAGUUUAGCAAAAGCAAUGUCUGUGAAUAAUAAUGCCACUAAAGGGCCUUGGAAGAUUACCCUCCAGCCACAUAUAUAUGAACCAUUUAUGCAAUAUUGCCCAGAGCAAACAUUGAGAUGGAAUACAUGGCAAGCUCAUGUACAACGCUGCUCUGGAUAUAGUAAUAAAGAUCUUGAAACCAGUACACAUGUGGAACAAAUAAGAAAAUUUAGGACGCAACAAGCCAAUAUAUUGGGUUUUGAGACUUAUGCUGACAUGAGCAUGGAAACUAAAAUGGCUGGUUCUGUAGAGAGUAUUUAUAACUGCCUCGACACAUUGCGUAAUAGUGCGAGACCAGUGCAGGAUAUUGAACUAGAAUCAUUACAAAGCUUUGCAAACGAAAGAGGGUUUGAUAGGAAGUUGGAGCGGUGGGAUAUUCCAUACUGGCAAAGGAAACAAAAAUGGUCACUUUUCAAUUUUGAUGAUGAUAAAAUUCGCGAAUUCUUUCCCCUGCCAAGGGUUAUCACUAGUCUAUUUAACUUAUGCAGCACACUCUUUAAGAUACAAAUUGUUGAAAGAUCCAAUGUACAUACAUGGCACAAAGACGUUAAGUUUUAUGAUAUUUAUGAUGAGUCAAGUAACACACCAAUUGCUGGCUUUUACCUAGAUCCAUAUGCUCGACAAAAUGAAAAAAUCCGUAUUUAUGACGAUGCUGGUUGGCAUGUGUCCAUUCGCAACAAAUGUUCACUUACUUCAACGCAUCCUUUAUCAGCAUUAAUAUUUAACUUCCAAGCCCCGACUGAAGGACAGCAGUCACUAUUAUCCUUUAAAGAGGUCAGUGUCUUAUUUCAAAGGUUUGGACAUGCCUUACGCCAUUUGCUAACAAAGGCCAACUAUUCUGAAGUCGCAGGUUUGUCAAAUGUUGAAUGGGAUGCAGCUGAUGUCUGUGGUCAAGUGAUGACACACUGGCUUUAUGAUCCCAACACCAUACGCGCAAUCAGCGGUCACCAUAACACAGAGGAGCCACUCCCUGAUGAAAUUAUUGAAAAUUUGCAAAAAGUCAGAAGUCACAUGUCAGGGUAUAACUUGUGCCAGGAACUCUAUUACUCCCGAUUAGAUUUAGAGCUAUAUUCAAAGAAGACGUUUUGGCGUGACUUAGUAAAAGAAUUAUGGCCCAAAUAUCAGGCGCUGCCUUUUGACAAAUAUGACUCGCAUGUUCUCUCUUUUACUAAAAUUUUUUCGGAAGAGUGGGGAGCUGCCUACUACUGCCACUUAUGGUCAAAAAUGAUCGCUGCCGAUAUCUAUAGUGCAUUUGAAGAAGCAAAAGCUGCCGACCAAGAUAUCCUCACAAUCAGCAAAAGAUAUAAAGAAUGUUUUCUAGCCGUUGGAGGUAGUUGUCAUCCCAGUGAAGUAUUCAGGCGUUUCCGCGGAAGGGAUCCAUCGCCCCAAGCUUUAUUAAAUAAUCUUGGUUUAUCAAAUGAGCCAAUAGUAUUGGAAGAGUAA
Leptosia nina is the source of this 2172-nucleotide messenger RNA. The record is from the annotation of a GenBank genome assembly. NCBI's taxonomy places the organism in Eukaryota, Metazoa, Arthropoda, Insecta, Lepidoptera, Pieridae.